CCCUGCCGCCGCGCCGUAGGCUAGUGGUCUCACCCGUGCGCCGGGCGGCGGCAGUGUACUCUGGGGUCAGAGAGAUGUCGCUGCUGCGGUCGUUGAGCCUCUACCUGGUCGCGCGGGCCGGGAGCUGUUCGGCGGGACCCCUUCGGCUUCAGUCGCUUCAGCCGUGGCACACAUUUCACACUGGGCCCUGGCUCUCUUCUGCGGCCACCAGCAAGGAGCUUCUCAUGAAGCUGCGGCGAAAAACAGGCUACUCCUUUGUAAACUGCAAGAAAGCUCUGGAGACUUGUGGCGGGGAUCUCAAACAGGCAGAGAGCUGGCUCCACAAACAGGCCCAGAAGGAAGGCUGGAGCAGAGCUGCCAAACUCCAUGGCAGGAAGACCAAAGAAGGUCUGAUUGGGCUACUUCAGGAAGGAAACACAGCUGUGUUAGUAGAGGUAAACUGUGAGACGGAUUUUGUUUCCAGAAAUUUGAAAUUUCAACAGUUGGUCCAGCAAGUUGCCCUGGGAACCCUGUUGCAUUGUCAGAACCUAAAGGAUCAACUUUCCACGUACAGUAAAGGCUUCUUGAAUUCCUCUGAGCUUUCUGAACUUCCAGCUGGGCCUGAGAGAGAAGGCUGUCUCAAGGAUCAGCUAGCCUUAGCAAUCGGGAAACUGGGAGAAAACAUGACUCUUAAACGAGCCGCAUGGGUGAAGGUGCCAGCUGGGUUCUACGUUGGCUCUUACGUCCAUGGAGCAAUGCACAGCCCGUCGCUCCACAACCUGGUGCUGGGGAAGUACGGGGCCUUGGUCAUCUGCGAGACAUCUGAGCGCAGAGCAGGCCUGGAGGACCUGGGCCGCCGCCUGGGGCAGCAUGUGGUGGGCAUGGCCCCUCUCUCUGUUGGCUCUUUGGAUGAUGAGCCCGGCGGGGAGGCAGAAACCAAGAUGCUGUCCCAGCCGUACUUGCUGGAUCCUUCCAUCACGCUGGGACAGUAUGUGCGGCCUCACGGGGUGUCUGUCGUGGACUUUGUGCGGUUUGAAUGUGGAGAAGGGGAAGAGGCAGCAGAAGCUGAAUAGGUUCCAAAGACUUGGCUGGAGGAAAGGUUUCUCCUCAGCUUUGGACAUCAUUACGAAAAGAAGUUAUUUCCUAAGCCUCUUCAAACCCAGAAGUUGUUUUUCAUUGGUGUUUAUAAAGAAAUGAUAGACUCGAUGAGCGAAGCUUUAAAGAAAAUUGCUAUAUAAUUAAGAAGAGUAGAAUCUUUUCCUUGUUUGUGUAGUGCUGGGGGGUUAGCUUUUUUUGUGCCUGAUUUGUGCCAGGUUGUGGAAAACAGCAGGGGGCGCUUACUGAAGGCGCCGCCAGUACCUGGAAGGACAGAUGUAAGCCGUUGGGCUGCUGCUUCCUUCAGCCAAGACCUAUCAUGGUAACCCUAAAACGUCGAACCCCGUUGAUCUUAGUGCUUCUGUGACCCUGCACGGCGCUUCUCUCCUGGUGUGUUCCCCAGUACCUUACUUCUGCCACACAGAUUCCUUGGGAGUUGUUGACUCAAACUUGGAGCUGUCUGGAAAAUGUGGUUCAUAUGUUGCUGUCUAUGGCGUGCUUUGAAGGCUCUCCGCUGUGGUGUGCACACUGGUUCUGGCCUCGUUACUGAAAUUAAUAACACAUGGCCCUCUUUCUCUUUUGGACAAUGGGGUAGAGACGGGUGGGGACUGAGGUCCCCUGGACAGCUGUAAGGCAGAUUUUGGCAUUGUGCCAGAAACAGGACUUCACAGUGGUCCGGUUACCCAGAGAACUCACUCAGUGCCUCUUGCCUACCCCAGUACGGAGAUGUUUCUCCCUGCAUCACAAAAUAAUUACCAUAACAGGCAAACCCCAGAUACUGAACUACAUUUGCACAUACAGAUAUUUUUAUCUGAAAAGUUAAAAAUCUCUGGUACAUACAGAUCUGAGCAUUUGGAUUUUGCCCUUGGGGUAGAUAAUAGAAAUACCUUCAGUGAUUGGUGGGUUAAAUAGAUUUUGCAAACACCGAUCUUACAAUUUAAAACAACCUUAUGUCCUUGGCCCAUUAUUAAAAACUUUAAACUUA
This is a messenger RNA of Lutra lutra (Eurasian river otter), 2059 nucleotides long. It is a transcript of the gene TSFM, whose product is annotated as Ts translation elongation factor, mitochondrial. The coding region runs from base 75 to 1052 and encodes 325 amino acids. NCBI's taxonomy places the organism in Eukaryota, Metazoa, Chordata, Mammalia, Carnivora, Mustelidae. The transcript has 6 exons. Gene Ontology annotation, molecular function: protein binding; translation elongation factor activity. Gene Ontology annotation, cellular component: mitochondrial matrix. The record is from RefSeq and is a predicted model, not a curated record. Gene Ontology annotation, biological process: mitochondrial translational elongation.